Haliotis rubra (blacklip abalone) is the source of this 5340-nucleotide messenger RNA. Its product is annotated as (Lyso)-N-acylphosphatidylethanolamine lipase-like. The record is from RefSeq and is a predicted model, not a curated record. NCBI's taxonomy places the organism in Eukaryota, Metazoa, Mollusca, Gastropoda, Lepetellida, Haliotidae. The coding region runs from base 62 to 1246 and encodes 394 amino acids. The transcript is spliced from 6 exons. Gene Ontology annotation, cellular component: lipid droplet.
GCAGUAGUGUUCUCACGUCGCCAAUGUUUACAUUUCGGACAGUCAGUGAUGUUAUAUAACCAUGUGUUUUUUAUCGGAUACUUUCCAGUUUGUUACAAGGGCUGUGCAGCGUGCUAUCAGAGUGGUUUUGGAGUAUGUGAGACCUCGUCAUUGGAUCCAGUGGAAACCUACAUCAAUGGCACAGCUUGUGCAGGUUGAGCAGCGCAUUUUAAAAUGUGUGAAGAGUGUGAUGGACUCUCGUUUUGUGACAGUAAGGUCGACCCAGUCUCGUAUCUGGUCUGUGACUCUCAACAGGAAGGCCGAGAACACUCCCCUAGUGAUGGUGCAUGGGAUGGGGGGUGGGCUCGGCCUUUGGGUGCAGAACAUGGAUGCUCUGGCACAGAACAGACCAGUGUAUACAUUUGACCUCCUUGGGUUUGGGCGGAGUUCACGACCCAGUUUCAGUAGUGAUCCGAAGAUAGCUGAAGAUGAGUUUGUACAUUCUAUAGAAGAAUGGCGCAAGGAGGUGAAGCUAGAAAAAUUCAUUCUAUUAGGACACAGCCUAGGUGCUUUCAUAUCGAGUUCCUAUGCAAUCCAGCAUCCAGACAGGGUAAAGCAUCUCAUUCUUGUGGACCCCUGGGGGUUUCCGGAGAAGCCCCCAGACAACCAGAUACAGAGGCGGGUCCCAACGUGGAUCAGGAUGAUUGCUACAAUGAUGCAGCCUUUCAAUCCUCUGGCAGGGCUGAGGGUGGCUGGCCCCUGGGGUCCAGGUCUGGUCAAACGUUUUCGCCCAGAUCUUCAAACCAAGUUUGCUGAUCUUUUCGCAGAUGAAACGAUAUUUGAAUAUAUCUAUCAUUGCAACGCUCAGAAACCAAGUGGAGAAACUGCAUUCAAGACGAUGCAGAUGUCUUUUGGCUGGGCAAGAAAUCCCAUGAUAAACAGAAUAACAGAUGUUGCGCCUCAAGUCUCGAUGACCUUCAUACAUGGGUCAAGGUCAUGGAUUGACCAACAGAUAGGUCACCAUGUUAAGAAGCUUCGGAGUGACAGUUAUGUUGCUGUGCAGAGCAUCUCUGGUGCUGGUCACCACGUGUAUGCAGACAAACCGGUGUUAUUCAACAAUGUGGUCCAGAAGGUGUGUGACAGUGUUGAUACCCCCACUCGGAGGAGGAAGGACUCUGAACGGACACGUUCUCGGGGCAUUAGUCACACUCUGUCUGACAACAGCCAGUCAGCCAUAGAGGAAACCUCACUUAAUGCUAACUUAUGACAUGGCUAGCCCUUAGAUACACUUUCAGUCAGUACGUUUGUUAUGUUUUUAUCUGUGAAGGAAUGCAUAUUGUUCAAUUGUGAUAAGAUUAUUGAGAUAUUGUGUUCGAAUAACCAAAUAUAAUAAACAUUCUCGUGAUGUCCAGAUUUGAUGAGGUAUAUUCAGAUCAGUGUGGGAUAUAUAAAUAUUGUUUAUUUAUACUGGUUAUUUAUUACAGACAGGAAAUAAGAAACAUGAAAAGUUAAGACUUCAUAACAAAAUAAAAUCUCAUGCAGUUUGGUGUGGCAUUAACUAAUAAAGUCUGUUCCUAUAAGGAAUGAAUUGUCUAAGCAUGCCUGUUGUUGAACAGCACAUAUAUGAACUUUUAUUCUCAGGUUGAUGUCAAAUAACAACAAAAUUGUGGUGUGUGGGCAUUAUCUUUGACAAUCAGGCCUUGGGGGUGUUUGUCAUUCACAAAAGGGAGGUCACUCUCCGUUGAAUGCCUGAGAGUGGAAGCUGAGCUUUGACUAAUUUAACAGUGACUAUAAUUUUGCAUGCAAGAGAAAAUCAUCCCAAACUGGCCUUUUAUGACCAUUGUGAUGUCAUCUGUUAACAUGACUUCACAAUCAGAUGACAUCACUCUGAAACUGGUUAGCUUUACUUCCUGUCCAUAAGACAUAGCUUUAUACUGUAUCAAAUAUUAAAAUCAUACAUUUUCUUGUCCGAAGUAUCAACACUUUAAACGUUUAAAACUCUUUGGCAAGUCUCAGAGUUUUAAACCUUCAUGGACACGUUUAUAUAUUUAAGAUUCAUAUCAUAUCCUCCAUUAAAUGUCUCUUGUCUCCUGUAAAAGCUUGACUGACUUUGCAUGAUCUCCACAUGUUAUAUUUUCAUCUGCAUGCUCUGUGAUGAUAAAGUGAUUGCUUGAAUAUUAUUUUGCACCUGACUGUUAAAAUAAAUCACAUUUUUUGCAAGGUAUAAUUCAGGUACAUAGUUUUGAUUAAUAAACUGUAUGGUUUUGCAAGUGUAACUGAAAAUAUCUGAAUAUUUUGUCUUCAUACAAAAUGCCAGCCUUAGACUUGGGGAAACUGGCAUCUUCUGUAGGUUUGACGAAGUCUUUCAAACAACUGAGCCUAUGAUGUUUGUAAGUCUGUUGAUUGAUGAAUUCGUUCAUGCAUAGAAACAAUAUCUGCUUCAAACAGAGUCAGACAAGGUCUUGAAAUAGGCACCAGACCUUGGAGAAUAGUGUCUGUUUACUUCAGAAAAGAUUUUCAAAAAUUGUCAUUAGCAUCAAAGUUUCACCACAGUUUUCAAAUCUCAUAUUUAUUUUUGUAACUUCACCUGAUGAUCAAGUCAUGUGUGUUUGUCUUUACGCCCAGCUGAAUUGUGUUCAAAUCCAGUUUUCAUUUCUUACUUUCAAUAGAACAUCUCUACUUUAGAUGGAGUAGACAUUUAUUUAUCAAGCCAUAAUAAGUUAAUUUUCUAUUUGCUCACCUCCAAGACCACUCAGUUUGUCACCAUAAAACCAUUACCGGUAUUACAUUCUCUAAGUAACCAUGGAAACCUGUAGAAUUGUGUUUCUGAGCCUGUGAACAGCAUGAUCAGAUUUUACAAAAAGAUGAAAAUGGAAUAUCCCUUGCAACUGAUAAUCUUUAUUGUGGCCUUUAUUGAAGUAUAAUAUCUACCAAAACAGUUUGUUUAUAUUGUAUUUAUAUGUGAUAUAAGUUAACGUGUCAUUGAGGUAACCAUGGUAUCUGGUAACUGUAAUCAGUCUCUGUUUGGAAUUGUGCCAUGUUCUCACUGACUUCUCGAGCAGUGCAUGAAGAGAUUUGGAAUUGUGUGAGCAUACACAGCCUCUGUAUAGAGUCGUUGCCAUGGUAGCACUGACUUGUCAACCAGUGAAUGUACAUAUUUCUAACUGUUUGAGCACACACAGCCUCUGUUUGGUGAUGUUGCCAUGGUAACAGUGACAACUCAAAUCGUGAUUGUAGAUAUAUAUAUUGUGUAUGGCAGAAGGAUGUGCCUUUAUUUAUACGAAACAUGAUUACCUUGAACAUCAUGAUUGAAAAAAGACUUAUUUUGGAGAAAAGUUAUUUUUGUAUGCUAGCAAGGUAAUUCAUAAUCCGGCAUAUUUGUGUCAUAAAUACAUACACUAUAUGUUAGUGUUAUUUCACAUCUCAUUUGUCACUUUAUAAUAUGAAGCUAAUGUGAGUGUUCUAUUUUAUUAUUGUUGCAGUUUUCAUGUUGUUACAUGUGUAAUAUACCACAUAAUUUUAUAUUAUUUGUAUAUAUUGAUAUUGCUUUUAUUACCUUCUGUUUAGCACUCCUCAACAAACUAAAAUAAUACAAGAAUCAGAGCUCUAAAGUGGCUUUUCUAUUACUUGUCAUUUUAAGAUUUUAGAUUUUUGUGAAACUAUCUGGAAUAUGAGCUCACAUAUAUCAUGCCCUUGAUAACUUUCCAACUCACGUAACUCAACCACCUGUCACAAAAUGAGACAAAAUUCUUACACAAUAUGCUGUUAACCUGGCAACUUGGAACAUGGAGAAUUUCACACCGAAGUUGCAUUGUCAGAACACCUGUCAUUGAUAACACCAGUAGUUCAUGGAAUGGUGCUUGAGAGAUGAGUGGAAAGGAAGUCUUAAUGAGCAUGGCUGUAGUGAUAACAGCCAGAAUUUGUUGAGUAUGGUUUCACGUCGCUUUUUGUAAUAUUCCAGCAAUAUCACGGCUGGAGACACGACAAAUGGGCAUCACACAAUGUACCCAAUUUGGGAAUCAAACCUGGACCUUUGGCAUGACAAACCACUAAGCUACCCUAUGGCUCGAGUGAGUGAGUUGGGUUUUACGUCGCUUUUAGCAAUAUUCCAGCAACAUUACUGGCAUGACAAACCACUAAGCUGCCCUAUGGCUAGAGGUGAGGUGAGGUGAGAUGGACCUCUAACCACUACACCACAGAGGCGGUCCCCAUGGCUAGAGUAUGUGCAGAGAUGUAUAGUGUAGUAGCUGACUGUCUGUGAUAAUAGCUGGCAUCAUUACUGGGGUGAGUGAGUGAGUAAGGUUUAGCAGUAUUCCAGCAAUAUGGUGGCUGGGGACACCAGAAAUGGGCUUCACACAUUGUACCUAUUUGGGUAAUCAAACCCGGGUCUUUGGCAUGACGGGCAAACAAUUCAACCACUAGGCUGCCCUGCAUCUUCAUUACAAGAGCAUAACAAUCAAACAAAUUUGUUUUAUAAACUUUCUUAAUUACUGUACUGAUUGACAUGAGAAAAAAAUAGUUAUUUUUCUUUUGAAUUAAAACAUCUAAAAAAAAUAAAUUAUUAAAACAUUUUGCUUAAAUCAAUAUUUCCAGUCUAACAUGGCUUUCUUUUUUGGAACUUAUGCAAUUUAAGGGUAGUUCUAUUGAAAUAUAAUUAGAACAUAAUUCGUUUUACUGUUUGUUGGUCAGGUUUAUACAUGAAUGGAUCUUUGCAUUAACCUUAAACCAAAGAACCUUUACAAUAUUCUUAGCUGCCAUGACUUGGAGUAAAGAAUGCUGUCAGAUGUGCCAUAUAUACUUAACCCCCAAGUGAAUAGUUUGAGGUGAUAUUUCUUCAGUUAAACACCCCCAAAUAUUCUUGGUUCCUGACAUAUCUAGUAAAAUAUAUGGUGGCUCUUACUUCAGGAUAUAAUGCAGAUCCCAAUACACCACCGUUUCACUUGCGGAUCUGAAAAUCUUUUAAAGAAGAUUUGUGUUUAAUAAUGUGGUUUAGUUUAUGUGGUUCUAAACACACUCCUGUCAUUUAGGUUUUGGAUAGAUUUAUACAACAAAAUGUUUUUGGGGUCAGUCAGGGGCACAGUUGUUGAGAUUCUUUUUGCUGUUGUUGAACACUUUAAAAAAACUCAUUGUGAAUAUAUUUUUAUUAUAGUUGUUUAAAAGUUCAAUACUGUCACCGACCACUAGGUUAAUACUGUCACGACCACUAUGUUAAUACUGAAUUGUUUAUGCUUGGUUGGGUAGAAUACCUACAGCCCAGAUAAUGGAUAAUGCCGUUACCUCUUUCGUGAUGUGAGUGUCAUUAAAUUGUGUUGAACAAGUGUGGCACUUUAUAGAUAAUUUUCAAUAAAAUUGAUAAUUAUA